Merops nubicus (carmine bee-eater) is the source of this 675-nucleotide messenger RNA. RefSeq names its product endothelial cell surface expressed chemotaxis and apoptosis regulator (gene ECSCR). The record is from RefSeq and is a predicted model, not a curated record. NCBI's taxonomy places the organism in Eukaryota, Metazoa, Chordata, Aves, Coraciiformes, Meropidae. The annotation marks the transcript as partial. Gene Ontology annotation, biological process: positive regulation of endothelial cell apoptotic process; positive regulation of proteasomal protein catabolic process; negative regulation of angiogenesis. Gene Ontology annotation, cellular component: plasma membrane; cytosol. The transcript is spliced from 9 exons.
AUGCUGGCUCCAUCCACCCAUCCCCUCCUCUGGCUGUUCGGCUGCGUGCUGUUCCGAGGUACUACAACCUCCACAGACCCCACCAUCCACCUUGUAACAGCACCUUCUGUAAAAUCAACACCACCAGCCAACUUGAAUCUCACCACCAUGGUUCAGGCUACUACAGACAGAUCUUCCUCCACCUCUGCAACACUGCCAGUGAUGACUGUGAGAGAUGAAAAGUCUACUGGAAGCAGAAGCACAGCAGCUUCACCAACUCAAGGUCAAGAGCCCAAGGGAAGUGAGAGUACCACACCACCAGCAACUCAAGGUGCUUUCUCCUUUCUCAUGCCAAGAGAUAGCACCUCAGAUCCCGUCACUCCAACAUCAAAGCCUUCUGGCAACUUGCCUGUGCCCACUCCAACAGAUGAUAAAUCACCACUGACAGUGGCAGCUUUUGGUGUCAUCAGCUUCAUAGUUAUCCUGAUAGUGGUUGUGAUCAUUCUGGUCAGCGUGGUCAGCCUGAGGUUCAAGUGCAACCGCUCAAAGGACUCUGAAGACAAACAGAAACCAGGGACCUCGAUGGUAUCUGAAAGCUGCUCGGCGGGCCCAGGCCAGAAGGAUAAUAGCAUCACUCUGAUCUCCAUGAAGAACAUCAACACGAACAACAGCAGGAGCUACCCACCAUCAGAAAAG